Molecule: messenger RNA, 1506 nt
Organism: Penicillium taxi
Lineage: Eukaryota; Fungi; Ascomycota; Eurotiomycetes; Eurotiales; Aspergillaceae
Product: MCT family MFS transporter
Exons: 2
Coding region: 1-1506 (501 amino acids)
Biological process (GO): transmembrane transport
Molecular function (GO): transmembrane transporter activity
Source: RefSeq, a predicted model, not a curated record
AUGAAUGUUGUUCGAUUACAGAAUCAACCCUCGCUGAAAAGCACCAGCCAUGAGCCGGAGAAUUCAGCACAAACAUUAGCUGAAUCCCAGCCUACUGAUGCUGAUGACAAACCUGAGCCUGAUGUGCCUCCAGACGGUGGAUAUGGUUGGGUUUGUGUUGCCUGUGUCUUUUGGAUUAAUGCGCAUACAUGGGGUAUCAAUAGUAGCUACGGUGUCUUCCUGAGUUACUAUCUCUCACAUAAUGCAUUUCCCCAUACUACAGCAUUGGCAUAUGCCUUUAUUGGCGGGCUGAGCAUUUCCUGUAAUCUGCUCGUGGGUCCUCUAGCUAACUACUUCACCCAUUCAUACGGAACAAAAUUUACGCUGAAUCUGGGCGUCUUCCUUCAGACACUCUCGCUCAUCGGUGCAUCGUUCGCCACCCAGGAAUGGCAGUUGUUCUUAAGUCAAGGUGUCUGCUUCGGCUGGGGAAUGGGGUUCCUCUUCGUGGGCAGUGUUAGUAUCGUUCCACAGUGGUUCCAGAAACGUCGCAGCGUUGCCAUGGGCAUUACAGCUGCUGGUUCUGGUAUCGGUGGUCUGAUUUUUUCUCUGUCCAUCGGUGCGAUUAUCCCUCGUUUAGGCCUUGCCUGGGCUUUCCGCAUUCUAGGCAUUACUUCUUGUGUUGUGAACUUGGUCUGCGCAAAUUUAAUACGAGACCGAAACAAGCUUAUUGGUAGUCGCUUGGCAGUUUUCGAUUUCCCUCUUCUGUGUCGGCCGGAAUUCCUCCUCUUUCUCGGUUGGGGUAUCUUGAGUAUGUUGGGUUAUGUGGCUCUGGUGUUCAGUGUCUCCAGCUAUGCCGUUUCAAUUGGUCUCACCUCUCACCAGGGAAGUAUUGUCGCUGCAAUUUUGAAUCUGGGACAAGGUAUCGGGCGUCCUCUUGUCGGCAUGUGCAGUGAUAAAGCUGGGCGUAUCAAUACUGCUGCUUUAGCCACCUUCUUUUGUGGACUUUGGUGUCUGGUCAUCUGGGUGUUCGCCGAUAACGUGGGAGUCGUCUGUUUCUUCUCCGUUUUCGUCGGACUCUUUGCUGGAACCUACUGGGCUACCGUCUCGCCCGUGCUAGCCGAGAUAGUUGGGAUGAAAGAUAUGCCCUCUGGUCUCAGUGUCAACUGGGUUUUCCUAGUUGCCCCCUGCACUGUCGCUGAGGUGAUUGCUUUGAAGCUUCGCAGCACCACUGCAAGUGGCGGUACAUCUUACCUCCGGAUCCAGAUAUUCACUGGUUUUAUGUUCGUCGGUGCUUCUCUUUGUCUUUGGCUUGUCCGGAGCUGGAAGAUUGGUGAGCUGGAACGCGCUCAACAACAGCAAAGUUCUCUCGCUCUGGGUGGUCCCCUGACCGUUGACACUGAUGAGGGCAAUAAAGAGGAUAAUCCAAAUAUCUUGUCAUCUGCCUCAUCAACCACUGUUACUGACGAUGUUAAGGUCUGGGCUCCAUUUAGCCUGGCGCGCAGGAUGGUUGCCUUGAAGCGGGUUUAA